Anthostomella pinea is the source of this 1095-nucleotide messenger RNA. The record is from the annotation of a GenBank genome assembly. Lineage: Eukaryota; Fungi; Ascomycota; Sordariomycetes; Xylariales; Xylariaceae.
AUGGCCCACCGAACCCACGAUGCCUUGGUCAUGGUGGCGCCGAGAGCACCCUACGAGAUCUGCAAGUUUGACACUGUUGCUCCGAAGGACGACGAGGUCUUGAUCAACGUCAAAUGGACCGCAUCUACACCCCUUGACCUUCACCAAGCUGACGGUGGACUACUGGUGGAGCACCCAUCAAGGAGCGGAUCUACCAGUGUAGGUGUUGUUAUUGAAGUUGGCCCGGAUGUCAAGCACCUUAAAGUGGGAGACGCCGUAUUUGGCUUUGCUCACCAGAAGCCCAAGUGGAAAGCGCACCAGGAGUUCGCGACAGCCCCUGAGUGGGUGUUCGGCAAGAUACCAGAGGGCUUCAAGCUGGAAGAGGCUGCCACAGUACCGGAGAACUUCGUGACUGCCUUCAACACCUUGUGGGCCGAUCUGCGCCUGCCAACACCGUGGCCGAAGCCUGCGAACUACCAGCCGCCCCGGGCCGAUGACCGAAUCCUGAUCUGGGGUGCCGCGUCGUCAGUAGGACAACACAUCAUCCAGGUUUUGAAGUUCUACGGCUACCGAAACCUAGUUGCCACAGCAUCACCCAAGCACCGUGAAUAUCUAACGAGCUUGGGGGCGACCAAGUGCUUCGAUUACAGGAGCCAUGCUAUCGUUGACGACUUGCUGAACAGCUGCCGCGACGGCUCGACCUCAUCGUAUCCGUUGAUCGUUGACUGUAUUGGCUCGCAGGAGGGAUCACUUGAACCGAUAUCAAAGGUUGCUCGCACCGGCAGCACUGUCGCGGUCAUGCUGCCAGUCAUACUGAAACACGCUUCAAACGAAGAAAAGCCCGAGUACUCUAUGGAUGCCAGCACCAGUGCUCAGUGGGCCGAGGGAGUGAUUGUUCGUGGUGUUCGAACCCAUUUCUACUGGAAGAACCCGCUGUUCAAAGAGAAGUUGCAGUUGGAUAUCAUGCCGACACUGCUAGCCGAAGGCGCCGUGAAGCCUAAUCGAUACCGUAUCAUCGAAGGGCAGACUUUGUUAGAGAGGGCAACGAAGGCAUUGGACACGCUGAGAAAUGGUGUGAGCGGAGAGAAGCUCGUUUGGAGAGUGUCAGAACGUUGA